This is a messenger RNA of Oxyura jamaicensis (ruddy duck), 2568 nucleotides long. It is a transcript of the gene STK32B, whose product is annotated as serine/threonine kinase 32B. The coding region runs from base 270 to 1526 and encodes 418 amino acids. Gene Ontology annotation, molecular function: ATP binding; G protein-coupled receptor kinase activity; G protein-coupled receptor binding. Lineage: Eukaryota; Metazoa; Chordata; Aves; Anseriformes; Anatidae. The transcript has 12 exons. The record is from RefSeq and is a predicted model, not a curated record. Gene Ontology annotation, biological process: protein phosphorylation; G protein-coupled receptor signaling pathway; regulation of signal transduction.
UCCCUCCCUCCCCUGCCCCUCCGCGAUGAGAGCCGGUCCAAGUCCCUGCGAGCCAGCGGCGAGCGCUGCCAGGGGCGCUCGGAUCGCUGGCAUGUCGCAGGGUGACCGCUAACCCUGCCUACCGAGGCUUGCCCUGGCCGGGCCGGGCCGGGCUGGGACCACGGCGGCAGCGGGCGGACGGACGGACGGACGGGCGGUCGGUCGGUCGAGCAGCUGCCCCGGCCCCGGGGUGCCUGCCGGCGCGCCCCGCGGGAUGCUGGCGGCGGGGGAUGAGGACUAACAUGGGGGGUAGCCACUCCCACAGGGCGCCCGUGUUCGACGAGAACGAGGACGUUAACUUUGACCAUUUUCAAAUAUUGCGGGCUAUUGGGAAGGGGAGUUUUGGAAAGGUGUGCAUUGUACAGAAGAGAGACACCAAGAAAAUGUAUGCCAUGAAAUACAUGAAUAAACAGAAAUGUAUUGAGAGAGAUGAAGUUCGAAAUGUUUUUCGGGAGCUACAGAUAAUGCAAGGCCUGGAGCAUCCCUUCCUAGUUAAUCUGUGGUAUUCCUUUCAAGAUGAAGAAGACAUGUUCAUGGUGGUUGAUCUGUUACUUGGAGGAGACUUGCGCUACCAUUUGCAGCAGAACGUCCACUUUAAUGAAGGAACGGUUAAACUAUACAUCUGUGAGCUGGCUCUUUCCCUGGAUUAUUUGCAGAGAUACCACAUCAUUCACAGGGAUAUCAAACCUGACAACAUACUAUUGGAUGAGCAUGGACAUGUUCAUAUCACUGACUUCAACAUUGCAACCAUAGUGAAAGGCUCAGAAAAGGCUUCUUCUAUGGCUGGCACAAAACCCUAUAUGGCUCCAGAAGUGUUCCAAGCUUUUAUGGAUGGAGGCCCAGGAUACUCAUACCCUGUCGACUGGUGGUCGCUAGGAAUUACAGCAUAUGAAUUGCUGAGGGGCUGGAGGCCCUAUGAAAUUCAUUCAGCCACCCCCAUUGAUGAGAUACUCAACAUGUUCAAGAUAGAAAGAGUUCACUACUCAUCCACAUGGUGCAAGGGCAUGAUAGCAUUGCUGAAAAAGCUCCUCACUAAGGAUGCAGAGUGCCGUCUUUCAAGUCUUGCAGAUAUCCAAAGCUCUCCAUACCUAGCUGAUGUCAACUGGGAUGCUGUUCUAGAGAAAUCUGUGACCCCUGGCUUUGUUCCUAACAAAGGAAGACUGAACUGUGAUCCAACAUUUGAACUUGAAGAAAUGAUUUUAGAGUCCAAGCCUCUCCAUAAAAAGAAAAAGAGACUUGCCAAAAAUAAAUCCAAGGAUGGAGCUAAGGAAACCUGCCCACUGAAUGUACACCUGCAGCAGUGCUUGGAAACCGUUAGGAAAGAAUUCAUCAUAUUCAACAGAGAGAAACUAAGAAGACAGCAGGAUCAAAGCGGACAGACUUCCAGCACAGAGAGCAGAGCAUCCCUGCAGAGCCAUGGGAAACUUCAAGAUGGACGUAACAACAACUUACUUGGACACGGAUGCACAAGAGGCUGCAGCAGCUAGUGAGCUACAGCCUCAUUCUUGCUUUCAUCCUGGGGGGGUGGCAAGGAAAGGUCCUCUCCAUGCAUGCCUUCACACUCGCCUGUUGGAUCCCAAGCAAUCUUACUUCUCCAGCAGGAUCCCCAGCCGAGGACAAGCCCAUGGAGCACACCGGUUGAGAACUUCUGCCUAUGACCCUGCUCUUCUUUUGACUCUGCCACUGGAAAAAUGACCAUCAGCAACAAAAUACAGUUUUAUAGGUUUGACUCUCCUUUUCAGAAUCCUGGAAGAAAACUUGAAACAAUUCAUUAGGCAGCCUCUCAAAGAUUGCCAUGUUUCUGGCUACCUGAAAGAGACACGGUUAUGCCAGGAGCAGCUUUAUCUUGAAGGCUUUACAUUGUCCUCUCUGUCUCUGUUAAUCAAAAUGGUCCAGUAUGGAAUUCUGUGAAACUGCUAGACACAGCUGUCUCUGAACAUCUGCUGUUGAGUUUAUAACAGAUGUAUAUGAUGUAAAUACAUGAAUGUAGUGUCAAAUAGGCUAAACACUGAAUAAUUUCAUUUAACUACCUAAAACCCAUUGGAAAUGUUGCAGCGUGAAUGUCUUUGUUGUUUAACUUCAUGCAUUCUGCUUUGUAGUAAGAGAUGUGACCCUGGCCAAGUCAAAGUUUUGCUAGUGACAUUUGUGGAUGCGGGUUUAGACACAUUAGCAGUGUUUCAUAAUUAUGACAAAGAAAGACCUUUUUAUUUGUAAGAAUAAGGUGACCGAGCCAGAGUUGAAAAGCAACUUAGCAAGGAGAGCUAAAAACGUUAGGAUUUUUCUCAGAUUCAUAGCUAGUUGUAAUAAAAUAUGAAGAAGUUACAUGUGUCUUUGUUUUCAUGGCUCUAUUCUGGAUGAGGAUUGUCUUGAAAAGAAAAAUACUUUAUCCAAAAUACUUUAUCCUGACAUGAAAAGUCUUUUCUGUUUGUUUGUUUGUGUUUUUAAGAGCAUCCACAAAUCCAUACAUCUCUGUAUUUUACAACUUGUACAUCCACAUUUUGAUAAUAAAUGCUUACUUGUUCUGUCUUA